This is a messenger RNA of Saitoella complicata NRRL Y-17804, 865 nucleotides long. RefSeq lists its product as uncharacterized. The record is from RefSeq and is a predicted model, not a curated record. Lineage: Eukaryota; Fungi; Ascomycota; Saitoellomycetes; Saitoellales; Saitoellaceae. The coding region runs from base 59 to 748 and encodes 229 amino acids. The transcript has 2 exons.
GCGGAACUCAACACCAAGGCGAUCAUCCCAGCAUUUAUUCCCGGUAAGACCAUCCAAAAUGGCAGCUAUCCUCAAGAGCGUCGUCAUAGACCGCGUCCUCGGCGACCGCAAGAAGAACCUGUUCAACCAAGAGGACCCCUACUUCGAACCCGACGUCCCCGGCCAGAAGCGCAAGAGAAAGGGCAUUCCCCCAGGCUUAAGUGAUCGCGACGCAAAGAUUCUUAAAAAGGUUAGAAGAAAGUCCUACCGCCUCGACCGCUCCAUUUCCUGCAUCUGCUGCUCCUUCCGCUUCGGCUGGUCCGCAAUCAUUGGCUUCCUCCCCGUAAUCGGUGACGUCCUCGACGCCCUCCUCGCCUACAACGUCAUCAAAACCGCAUGCGGUGCUGACCUCCCUCCCCAUGUCGUCUCCCAGAUGUACGCCAACCUCGCUUUCGAUUUCGGGAUUGGCUUGAUUCCGAUUGUAGGGGAUAUUGCGGACAUGAUUUUUAAGUGUAAUACGAGGAAUACGGUUUUGUUGGAGCAGGUUUUGAUUAAGAGGGCGCAGGACAAUAUGGCGAGGCAAGGAGGCAGUGGAGGGCAUAUUGAUGCGCCGCUGGAGAGUCAUGGGUGGGUUGGAGGGAGGAAGAAGCAGCACACGGAUGCGCAUCAAGGACAGGUUGGCACGGGUUCAGCGGCUGCUGCGUCGAGUUACGGGGCUAUUCAGGGAGGACAGAGCGCGGGGCAGCAGCAGAUUGACGGUGUUGUGUAGUCCUGGACGGCAAAAAGGAUCAGCGUGUACGAUAGGUGCCUACAGAACUUUGGAUACACACACGAUAGGAUAGGACAUGCCAAUGUUGAACGUUCAUUAAUGCUACUCCAUACCAAG